AAAAAAAAAAACAGCAAAACAGCAAAGGGAGAGCAGAAUGAAACCGCAGAGAUUGUAACUGAGAAACAAAAACAACAGCAGAUAAAAUAAGAGAUGGAAAGCAGUUGAAAUCAGUUGCCGUGUUGGUGAAUCCCAGAUACAGGAGACCCAGCAAAACCGAAGCCCCUGAGUCUCCGAGCCCAGGGGAGAGAGAAAGACAUUCAUUCCCUAUAAAAUACAAUCAAUCUCCCCCACUUCCCCACUCUCUCUCUCCUCUCGCAUGAUUUUGUCUCUCUCUCUCUCUCCAAAUCUUGUUUUUGUUUUUCCAUUUAUUUAUUCCUCAACGUGCACGGACGCUCUUCAUCUUCUCCACCAGAAAAAGAAUCAACAGCCGUUUCAAAAGUCUGGAUUUUGGAAUAUUAUUGAGAAAGGAGUCUCAAUCUGCAUCUCAUCGGCGUUGUUUAAAUCCGCGAGCGUGCUUGGUCAGUUGAGCAAAAUGAUUAUGUAGCAAUAGUUUUUGAUUGGAACAACCCAUCUUAAGGUCUGCUAAUGGGGUCCGCAAUGGAGAAGAAAUGGCUAUUCCCUCUUCUCAUAAGUUCUGUCAUAUGCAUAUUCCUUCUAGCCACCUCCAUGAACUUGGGUCUCGUAUCUUCACGACAAGCAAUCAAUUCGAUCUUUUCCUUUUUACCAUCUAGGGUGGUAACAAACCAAUCUAGUCCAGCUUUUGCUGAGACUAUAGUUUCACAAGGUCCACCCCCUCCUCCAGUGCCAUCGAUUCCCCGCUUUGCUUAUCUAAUUUCCGGGUCAAAGGGGGAUUUGGAAAAGCUUUGGAGAACUCUCAAAGCGCUUUACCAUCCAUUGAAUCAAUAUGUUCUUCAUUUAGACCUUGAGUCGCCGUUAGCAGAAAGAUUGGAGCUUGCUUCGCGAGUGGACAACGAGACUCUCUUUAAUACAGUUGGGAAUGUUUUCAUGAUCAAGAAAGCUAAUAUGGUAACUUACAGAGGACCAACAAUGGUUGCUAAUACUCUUCAUGCCUGCGCAAUUCUUCUCAGGAGGAGUAAGGAUUGGGAUUGGUUUAUCAAUCUCAGCGCCUCAGAUUAUCCGCUUGUUACUCAAGAUGAUCUUAUUAACACUUUUUCAACUUUAAACCGAAAUCUGAAUUUCAUUGAGCACACAAGCCAACUUGGCUGGAAGGAGGAUAAACGAGCAAUGCCUUUGAUUUUAGACCCUGGUCUCUACUCAUCGAAAAAACAAGAUGUAUUUUGGGUUACACCGCGGCGAACAUUGCCCACUUCGUUUAAAUUGUUUACUGGUUCGGCAUGGAUGGUCUUAUCACGCUGGUUCGUUGAGUACUGCGUUUGGGGUUGGGACAAUCUUCCGAGGACCCUUCUCAUGUACUACACAAACUUUGUUUCUUCGCCAGAAGGCUACUUUCACACUGUUUUAUGCAAUGAGCCGGAGUUUGCUAAGACUGCCGUCAACCAUGAUUUGCACUACAUUUCUUGGGACAUUCCUCCCAAGCAGCAUCCUCAUACCCUCAACAUUAAUGACACAAACAAGAUGAUUGCAAGUGGUGCUGCCUUUGCUCGAAAAUUCAGGCACGACGACCCCGUCCUGGACAGGAUCGACAAGGAAUUACUUCACCGAAGAAAAGAGAGCUUCACUCCCGGUGGUUGGUGUGCUGGCAAACCGAAAUGCUCCAGGGUUGGUAACCCGAACAAGAUCAAACCAAGUCCAGGCGCCGACAGGCUUCGCCACCUCGUGGGUAGGCUUACCUUGACAGCCAAGUUUGGUCAAAACCAGUGUAAAUAGAUUGUGUUGACAUUCUUGGAAAUUGAAUUAGUGAACGAAAAAGAAGAGUCAUACUUGUAUCAACAGUAUAAGACAGCAGUUGGGAAUUUAAAGGGAUCGUCCAUUUUUUAUGCUUAAGUUUGAUGGAAUUAAGGUUGAUGAGGAAGAUUAAGAUUAGUGUCCCCUUGAGCGUAUCCAUAGGUUGUCGCAUUGUUGAAAGCAAACAGGUGUUUGGUCGUUGUCAUUGUUUCUGUAGGUUGAUCUAUAUCUGCAACUUUACAAUCAUACAUUAUUAUAUGUUGUAUACUCUUACUGUUCCUCCA
Messenger RNA from Malus domestica (apple), 2093 nucleotides. Its product is annotated as beta-glucuronosyltransferase GlcAT14A-like. Gene Ontology annotation, cellular component: membrane. The record is from RefSeq and is a predicted model, not a curated record. Gene Ontology annotation, molecular function: glucuronosyltransferase activity. Lineage: Eukaryota; Viridiplantae; Streptophyta; Magnoliopsida; Rosales; Rosaceae.